Messenger RNA from Penicillium angulare, 816 nucleotides. RefSeq names its product putative G-patch domain protein. The record is from RefSeq and is a predicted model, not a curated record. Lineage: Eukaryota; Fungi; Ascomycota; Eurotiomycetes; Eurotiales; Aspergillaceae. The transcript has a single exon. Gene Ontology annotation, molecular function: nucleic acid binding. The coding region runs from base 1 to 816 and encodes 271 amino acids.
AUGGCCUCAGAAUACGAGGAUGAGGACUAUUUCCUCCCGCUGGAAGACCAACGUGUUUUUGGGGCUGGGAUUAGGAGGAAACGGGUUCCUUUUGUGCGUUCGGGGGAACUGAGUACUACGACCUCUACCUCUGAUGCGAAAGCCGGAGCAAAAGCAAACGUCGCAGAUACAUAUCUAUCUAUUGUGCUUAAGAAGCAGAAGACAUCGAAUACAUCUCCAUCUACACCUAUACCUACCGCUUCGAUAUUAACGUUGAGCGAAGAAUCCAUACCGCCGAGAACACUUUCUGCCCCUCCAACAACAGAAUCCUCAGAACCAGAGCGCAUACCUUCAAUCUCCAAAUCCAGACCAGAACACUGCCAAAUAUGCAACCUCCCAUUACUAAAGGCACUCGAAGACACAGAAACCUCAGCAUCAGCCUCAACACACCCCCACGAGGCAUCUCUAGCACACCAAGUCUGUCUCCAACACUCACACCCACCGUCCCAUCUUGACCGUUCCCGCGCCGGAAUGCGAUACCUCUCAACCUACGGCUGGGAUCCGGAUAGUCGACUUGGUCUCGGUGCACAAGGACGAGAAGGUAUUCGCGAGCCGUUGAAGGGUCGUGUGAAGACUGAUACGGCUGGGUUGGGUUCUGGACUUGAUAAAGAUGGAGAUCCGAUUAAGGUUCCUGUUAUUGAGCCGAAGACGGUUACUAGGUUGAAUGCGAAGCAGAUGAGGAAGAAGGAUGAGGAGGAUAAGAAGAAGGCGGAGAAGAUGCGGAAUGCAUUUUAUAAGAGUGAUGAGGUUUUGAAGUAUCUUGGGGAAGAUGCUUAG